Molecule: messenger RNA, 1096 nt
Organism: Abrus precatorius (Indian licorice)
Lineage: Eukaryota; Viridiplantae; Streptophyta; Magnoliopsida; Fabales; Fabaceae
Product: multiple organellar RNA editing factor 3, mitochondrial
Exons: 4
Coding region: 69-839 (256 amino acids)
Biological process (GO): mitochondrial mRNA modification; cytidine to uridine editing
Cellular component (GO): mitochondrion
Source: RefSeq, a predicted model, not a curated record
AUAUCCAGGAGGGUAGUUUUUGUAUUCUAAACCAAGACAGAAUACAGAGUAGAGGUUGAAGGUGGGAAAUGGCGUACUUGAGGGCCCGGCGCACCUUAGCAUCUACCCUCGCACGAGCUCUUUCUUCAUCCUCUGCAACCGCUUCUAACAGUCGCUGUCGUUUUGCAUACGCGUUGCUCCCCGCCAAACAAACCAUACCCGUCCCCGAAUCGGUGAAUUUCUCGGUUCGGACCAAAUCUUCGGGUUCGGGUUACUCGCCGCUUAACGACCCUUCUCCGAACUGGAGCAACCGUCCCCCGAAGGAGACCAUUCUUCUGGAUGGUUGCGACUACGAGCACUGGCUCAUCGUCAUGGAGUUCCCCGAUAACCCUAAACCCUCCGACGACGAAAUGGUUAACGCUUAUGUCAAAACCCUAGCCCGAGUCCUCGGAAGUGAGGAGGAAGCCAAAAAGAAGAUAUACUCUGUUUCCACUACUACAUAUACAGGUUUCGGUGCCCUAAUUUCGGAAGAGCUUUCCUAUAAAGUCAAAGAGUUGCCUGGAGUUCUUUGGGUACUGCCAGAUUCAUAUCUUGAUGUUCCCAACAAGGAUUAUGGAGGUGAUUUGUUUAUUGAUGGGAAAGUAAUCCCCAGGCCACAAUAUAGAUAUUCCGAAAGGCAACCCAGUAGGAGUAUGAGUAGGCCACGGCCACGGCCACGGCAUGAUAGACGACGGGAAACAAUGCAGGUUGAAAGGAGAGACCCUAUUCAAAGGCAGAAUUGGAACCAGGGUCAGGGAGGACCUAUGGAGCCAUCACCUGCAAUGAACAGCCAAAACUUGGCUUCGGGUGGAGAGAACUAGAUGUUUUAAUAGGAACUUUUCUUUUAUAAAUUAUCACAUAUAGACAACAGAACCAAGUUUUUCUGAUGGAGAGUUUUUAUUUAAGGUUCGGAGGUCAUAUUUACUGAAAUCUUUUUGUGUGGAAAAUACCUGUGCUUGCCCUCAAAGGUCAUUUGAUAAUAAUGUUUAGCACCUUAUGAUGCUGUGUAUGCCCUGCCGAUUGCAAUGACUUUCAGUCUUUUCCCGACAUGUUCUGAUAUGCAAUUUGGAUCUCUGAC